This is a messenger RNA of Thermothielavioides terrestris NRRL 8126, 1244 nucleotides long. RefSeq lists its product as uncharacterized. The transcript is spliced from 4 exons. The record is from RefSeq and is a predicted model, not a curated record. Gene Ontology annotation, molecular function: nucleotidase activity. Bases 364 to 1092 code for a protein of 242 amino acids. NCBI's taxonomy places the organism in Eukaryota, Fungi, Ascomycota, Sordariomycetes, Sordariales, Chaetomiaceae. Gene Ontology annotation, biological process: nucleotide catabolic process; pyrimidine nucleobase metabolic process.
CAGUGACCGGUCUGAGUCAAGUCCCUGCCCCCGGUCGAUCAUUCAUUCCCAGUUAAUCGACGGGUAAAGGAGGACAAGAAGCCGACUCUUGCUCGUUACCACCAGUAGCGCUGUUAGAGUUAAGAUACAGGGCAGUUGCUAACGUUGCUGUUCCACUGGUUGCUCUCUCAAGGCACCUUUUCCGCUCUCUCUAUUUCGAAAGAGGCUGCAACGCCGUCGGCGGCACAGCGUCAUUCUGUCUGGGUUCAGCCAACGGCGAAGCACAGGGACAGAAGGGGCCGAAGUCUUUGUUGGCAAUCUGAGAGGAUUGGAUCUCCAUAAACUGCAUCCAGCUUUGGAAAGAGUUAGAAGGCUUUGCAUUCGAUGGGGGCAGAACAACACUGUGCCGACGGGGUGACUCCCCCGAGACAAGUCUUCUUUUUCGACGUCGACAACUGCCUCUAUCCAAAAAGCGCCAAGGUCCACGAUCUCAUGGCCGAUCUCAUCGACAGGUACUUUGUCACCCACCUGUCUCUUCCAUGGGAAGAUGCGGUGCGGUUGCACAAAGAAUACUACCAGAACUACGGCCUGGCCAUUGAGGGGCUGGUCCGGCAUCACCAGAUCGACCCGCUCGACUACAAUGCCAAGGUCGACGACGCGCUCCCGCUCGACGGCGUCAUCAAGCCCCGGCCAGAGCUCAAGCAGCUGCUUGCCGACAUCGACAGGAGCAAGGUCAAGCUAUGGCUUCUGACCAAUGCCUACGUCAACCACGCCAAACGGGUCGUCCGGCUGCUCGGCGUGGAGGAGUUCUUCGAGGGUGUCACCUACUGCGACUACGGCACAGUCCCGCUGGUCUGCAAGCCGCACCCGGACAUGUACCAUAAGGCGAUGCGGGAAGCCGGUGUUGAGAAAUACGAGGACUGCUUUUUCGUCGACGACUCCUACCAAAACUGCAAGGCCGCACAUAGCCUCGGCUGGAAGGUGGCCCAUCUCGUCGAAGACGAUGUCAAGCCUCCGCGGACGCCGGCCUGCCAGUACCAGAUACGGCAUUUGGAGGACCUGCGGACAGUAUUCCCGCAAUGUUUCAAAUCGGGCAACGCCGGAACAAGCUGAAUGCAACUGGGGUACACAGACGCGCAGGCGCUCAUACACCGUAGACAUAUUUACACGGUAGAGGUAUAGACCGGCCCGCCUCGCUGCGGCUGCCAUGUUGCUGAUAUCGGCUGAAACGCUGGCCGUAGCACACUGAUGAUUUUGCGACGCCU